AGCCGAGGCGUAAGCCUAGCGCCAGCUCAGAAGCGCACAAGCAUGGAGGGGCGCGCGAACUCCCGGGGCGAGCCCCGCGCCUGGCCCGCUGGGCCCGUGCUGUGCCGCGGCUGCGUGGAGCCGCUCAUCUUCCUUGCCAACUUCGCCUUGGUCCUGCAGGGCCCGGUCACCACGCAGUACCUGUGGCACCGCUUCAGUGCCGACCUUGGCUACAACGGCACUCGUGACAGAGGCAGCUGCACCAACCAUAGCGUGGACCCCACCGCGCAGGAAGUGGAGACGCUUACCUCCCACUGGACCCUCUACAUGAACAUGGGUGGCUUCCUGGUGGGACUCUUUUCGUCCACCCUGCUGGGUGCCUGGAGUGACUGUGUGGGCCGCCGCCCGCUGCUGGCGCUGGCCUCCCUCGGCCUGCUGCUCCAGACCGUGCUGUCCAUCUUUGUGGUACAGCUGCAGCUCCACGUUGGCUACUUCGUGCUGGGCCGCAUUCUUUGUGCCCUCCUCGGUGAUUUCAGUGGCCUCCUGGCUGCUGGCUUUGCCUCCGUAGCAGAUGUCAGCUCCAGCCACACCCGUACCAUCCGAAUGGCCCUGCUGGAAGCGUGCAUCGGGGUGGCAGGGAUGCUGGCGAGUCUUAUUGGUGGCAACUGGCUCCAGGAGCAGGGUUAUGCCAACCCCUUCUGGUUGGCCUUGGCCUUGCUGAUUGCCAUGACUCUCUAUGCAGCAUUCUGCUUUGGUGAGACAGUGAAAGAGCCGACACCUGCCCGGCUCUUCACACUCCGUCACCACCGAUCCAUCGUCCAGCUCUAUGUGACCCAGGCCCCGGAGAAGUCCAGGAAGCACUUAGCCCUGUACUCGUUGGCCAUCUUCGUGGUGAUCACUGUGCACCUUGGGGUCCAGGACAUCCUGACCCUCUAUGAGCUGAGCACACCCCUCUGCUGGGACUCUAGGCUGAUUGGCUACGGUUCUGCAGCUCAGCACCUCCCAUACCUCACCAGCCUGCUGGGCCUGAGGCUUCUGCAGUACUGCCUGGCCGACACCUGGGUGGCUGAGAUCGGUCUGGCCUUCAACAUCAUGGGGAUGGUGGUCUUUGCAUUUGCUACCAUCACACCCCUCAUGUUCACAGGGUACGGGCUCCUCUUCCUGUCGUUGGUCGUCACGCCUAUCAUCCGGGCCAAGCUCUCCAGGCUGGUGAGAGAGUCAGAGCAGGGCGCUCUCUUUUCUGCUGUGGCCUGUGUGAAUGGCUUGGCCAUGCUGACAGCCUCCGGCAUCUUCAACUCGCUCUACCCAGCCACCCUGAACUUCAUGAAGGGCUUCCCUUUCCUCCUGGGAGCUGGCCUCCUCUUCAUCCCGGCCGUCCUGAUUGGGAUACUGGAAAGGGCUAAUCAUUGCCCUGAAUUCCAGCAGUUUUCCCAGAGCCCCUGAUCUGCCUGGACCAGAGGACAGGGGGCGAGAGGAGCAACGUGAGCGCUAACCAGCUGGAAGUACAUGCCUCUGGAUCCCAGUCCUCAGCAGCAGCGGCAGCUCCCCUCAAAGGGCAGCGUUCACCUUGGACCAGGUGGUCCAAGCUAGACCAAGGCCCCCACCUCAUCCACACCGUGCCUGCCUGUGAUUCUAGCAUGUGGAAUUGUAACCCAGACAGUCCCACUCAGGGCAGGCGGUGUGGGAGCCAUUUGGAACAGGGAUCUGUUUACCCUUUAGUUCAUCAAUCACAUAGAACCCUCCAGGGGAGAGGAGAGGUCCUGCUGGAGGGACCAGUUGAAGCAUGAGGGUAGCACCUCUGCUUCCAGCCCAAACUGUGCAGCUCACAGUGCUCAGUUCAUGGCCAAGCAGCUACCAGUCACUCCUUAGUGAUGAAUCCGGUACCACUGGUCAGUGCCAGCUUUGGGGGGAGGGAGGGUUG
This is a messenger RNA of Mesoplodon densirostris (Blainville's beaked whale), 1900 nucleotides long. RefSeq names its product solute carrier family 46 member 1 (gene SLC46A1). Gene Ontology annotation, biological process: transmembrane transport. Lineage: Eukaryota; Metazoa; Chordata; Mammalia; Artiodactyla; Ziphiidae. The transcript is spliced from 5 exons. Gene Ontology annotation, molecular function: transmembrane transporter activity. The record is from RefSeq and is a predicted model, not a curated record. Bases 43 to 1422 code for a protein of 459 amino acids. Gene Ontology annotation, cellular component: plasma membrane.